This is a messenger RNA of Punica granatum (pomegranate), 2001 nucleotides long. The record is from RefSeq and is a predicted model, not a curated record. NCBI's taxonomy places the organism in Eukaryota, Viridiplantae, Streptophyta, Magnoliopsida, Myrtales, Lythraceae.
CAUUAAGUUUAACGCCAAAAAAAAAAAGAGAGAGAGAGAACAAUUUCCACUUUAUGAUGUUCGCACCCCCAACAAAAUUUAAUGAUUUCCCCCAGAAAAUAUAAAUCCAACCAACCUCACCAUAAAAUCUCCAUUCUCUCUCUCUCUCUCUCUCUCUCUCUGUGUUUUGGGUUUAUGCUCUGGUGGGUUUUGCUGCGAUUUUCUUGUUGUCUUCUAUUUGAUUGAUUUAACGGAGAGAGGGACAGAGAGGAGGAGCUGUUCUUCUGUUCCGUUCAUGUUAUGGGUUGUUUCGGGUGCUCUGGAAAAUCAGUGAAGGAGACCGAGGAGGAGAAGUGGAAGGAUCAGUUAAAUCAGAGCAGAAGAAAUGUGGAGGAUCAACCCCCCACUUUAGAUUUGGUGAAACCCAAACCUAGCGAAAGUGUGAAAGAAUCAGAUGCUAAGCGUGAAGAGGCCGCCGAAGAUAAGAACCAGUUAAACCCGGAUAUGAAUGAUUUGAACUUGAGGGAUAUUUGCAAGGGAGGGAAAAGUAAUGGAACUUGUGCGCAGACAUUUACCUUUGAUGAGCUUGAAGCUGCAAUAGGCAAUUUCAGGAAAGAUUGCUUUUUGGGUGAAGGAGGCUUCGGAAAGGUUUACAGGGGACACUUGAAGAGAACUAACCAGGAAGUAGCAAUCAAGCAACUCGAUCGAAAUGGGCUUCAAGGUACAAAGGAGUUCAUCGUAGAAGUAACCAUGCUAAGCCUUGCUAAUCACCCUAACCUGGUCAAACUGAUCGGUUUUUGCGCCGAGAGAGAUCAGAGGCUGUUGGUUUAUGAGUACAUGCCACUGGGUUCUCUGGAAGCCCAUCUUCACGAUCUACCACCCAGAAGAAAAGGGCUCGAUUGGAACACGAGGAUGAAAAUAGCCGCUGGAGCAGCACAAGGGCUCGAGUACUUGCAUGAAAAGUUGAACCCUCCGAUCAUAUACCGAGAUUUGAAGUGCUCGAACAUAUUGCUUGGUGACGGGUAUCAUCCAAAGCUGUCUGAUUUUGGACUAGCGAAAGUGGGACCCAGCGGAGACAGGACCCAUGUUUCCACUCGGGUUAUGGGCACCUACGGUUACUGCGCCCCUGAUUACGCGAUGACUGGGCAGUUGACUUUCAAGUCAGAUAUCUACAGCUUUGGCGUUGUCCUCUUGGAGCUCAUAACUGGGAGAAAAGCCUUUGAUCCUGUGAAGGAUCCCAAGGAGCAAAACCUUGUAGCUUGGGCACGACCGCUUUUCAAGGAUAGAAGGAAGUUCUGGAUGAUGGCAGAUCCGUCCCUUGAGGGUAAGUAUCCCGUGAGAGGAUUAUACCAAGCCCUUGCAAUAGCAGCGAUGUGUGUUCAAGAACAGCCAAGCAUGCGUCCUGUGAUAGCAGAUGUAGUGACAGCUCUGAACUACCUUGCGUCUCAGAAGUAUGACCCGAGCAUCCAUCCAGUGCAGAGCUCUAAGAGCCGGAGGGCUUCUUCAACCCGAGCAAAGAGUGAGGAGGUGAAGGUUACUACUACAGACGAUGAUUCCGAGAGCAACUGAUCAAUUCUCUGGUGUGUGGAAUUGGUCUUGUCAGACUUCUGGGCUGACUUACUUCAUGGGGCUCACGAGUCCUGAUGGUCGAAAGUUUACUCAAUGAGGAAAGGACGCGCUGGACCUAGGCACGGAGUCUACUAGGUUUAGGUGAUGUGCACAGCAAUGUUACAGAGGAUAGGAGUAUAGAUAAUAGGCAUUCAAGAUUCGGAGAGUAUAUUCCCAGUUUUGCCCUUCUCCUUCGGAUGUACAUGUGAGCUGGGGCUUUUGUCUGUGAAAAUGAAGCUCUAUUCUUCUUGUGGAUAGGCUUCGGCCUUCAACAGGUCCUCGUUCAGCUCUCGCAUCUGAAUCUUUUAUCUCUGGAUCAGCUUGUGAAACGUCGAAAUAAACUCGAGGACCUUAGAAUUGAAUAUGUUCUGUUCUUGUUAUUGAAUUCCGAGUAUAAAGAUGCAAUUGAGUAUC